GGACGAGGACAACUCGCAAAGCCAAAGAUGGAACUCCUAGAAGUGUUACAUUUGUGUGUAGUCGACAAGGAAAAAAAAGAGCAAAACACAAGAUGUGUUCCACCCGAGGCCGACAAUGCAAUUGGGAUGUGAAGCAAGAGUAACUGCGUCAUGUGAUGGUGAUGGAAUAUGGAAGAUCUCCGUUGUGCAGUUAUUGCAUAACCAUGACUUGAGUCCUACUAAAUCUAGAAUAUAUCGUUGUAAUCGUAGUGUGCCUGCUAGUGUUAAAAAGCAGCUUGAGGUUAAUGACAAGGCAGGAAUUCCCUUGCACAAGAGUUUUCAAGCGGCUGUUGUGGAAGCGGGUGGAUAUGAAGAACUUGGCUUUAUAGAGAAGGAUUGUCGAAAUUACAUUGAAGAGUUUAGACGAUUAAGACUUGGCCUCGGAGAUGCAGAGGCAAUACAAGGAUAUUUUAACAAGAUGCAAGCAAAGAAUGACGGGUUUUUCUUUAGCAUGGAUGUGGAUGAAGAAUCAAGGCUUAGAAAUGUGUUUUGGGUGGACAAUAGGUGUCGUCAGUGUUACAAAUCCUUUGGUGAUGUUGUGACAUUUGACACUACAUACUUGACUAACAAGUAUGAAUUGCGGUUUGCUCCUUUCGUAGGUGUAAACCAUCAUGGGCAAUCAGUACUUCUUGGUUGCGGCUUAAUUGCACACGAAGAUACAGAGUCAUUUGUUUGGCUUUUCAAGACAUGGCUUCAGUGUAUGGAAGGGGUUCCACCCCAAGGCAUAAUUACAGAUCAAGAUCAAGCCAUGGCUAAAGCAAUCAGUAUUGUGUUUCCAGGCAUUAAACAUCGUUGGUGUCUUUGGCAUAUUCUUAACAAAUUGCCUGAAAAGUUAGGAGGCAGGUCUGAUAAAGUUGAAAUCAUGGAUAAGAUAAACGACCUAGUGUAUGAUGUUCAUCUUAUCACAGAAUUUGAGCAAGGCUGGAGAGAAAUGAUUAUGGAUGAGGAUCUAAAUGACAAUGAGUGGUUGGCUGAGAUGUUUUUUUGGAGAGAGAGAUGGGUUCCAUGUUAUCUACGAACUUCUUUUUGGGCUGGUAUGUCCUCAACGCAGCGUAGUGAAAGCAUGAAUGCUUUCUUUGAUGGCUACGUGCAUUCAAAGACAACACUCAAGCAAUUUGUUGAUCAAUACGACCGUGCGCUAAGGAAAAAAGUGGAAAUGGAGUUUCAAGCAGAUGCUAGCUCCUUUACAAAAAUGAUCCCAUGUGUCACUAUUGGAGGAGUACGUGUGCAUCAAAGGGUUUCGCACGAGGAAGUCUUUUGAAGUUGCAUUUGAUCCAUGUACACAAGAGGUGGAUUGCACUUGCCAU
Molecule: messenger RNA, 1346 nt
Organism: Cuscuta campestris
Lineage: Eukaryota; Viridiplantae; Streptophyta; Magnoliopsida; Solanales; Convolvulaceae
Source: the annotation of a GenBank genome assembly